AUGAGCGACAAAAUACCCUCGUGGAAUAUCGUCCACAAACUCGAGAAGCGCCAGCUUCUCAUCGCAAUCAACUGUGUUGCCGCACUCUCAAUCCUCUUCUUCGGUUAUGACCAAGGCAUGAUGUCCGGCGUCAACAACGCCAAGGACUACAUCGACCUGAUGGGAUUCGGAUAUACGAAAGAAGUCGACGGCGAGUUGACCCCCGUGGUAACCAAUUCCCUACUCCAGGGAGGUAUCGUCUCGGUGUAUUAUCUGGGGACGUUGUUCGGUGGACUGUUCGGUGGUUGGUUGGGUGAUCGAAUGGGGAGAAUCAAGUCAAUUGCUGCGGGAGCUGUUUGGGCUGUGAUCGGUGCGAGUCUGCAGUGCUCGGCGCAGAAUCAUAAUUGGAUGAUUUGUGCACGCUUCAUCAAUGGUAUCGGUACUGGUAUUUUGAACGCAAUUGUGCCGGUCUGGGCCACUGAAACCGCCGAGCAUACUUCCCGUGGACAGUUCAUUGCGAUUGAAUUCACAUUGAACAUCUUUGGUGUGGUUCUGGCCUAUUGGCUUGAGUUUGGCCUCUCGUUCAUCGACGGUGGCAAGUCCGCCUUCCGCUGGCGCUUUCCAAUCGCCUUCCAGAUCAUCUUCCUGCUGAUUCUCUUCGUUGCCGUUUGGUUCUUCCCCGAGUCCCCCCGCUGGCUGGUAAAGGUUGGCCGUGAGCAGGAAGCACGAUAUAUCCUCCAGCGCCUUCGAGGUAGCAGUCCAGAGGACCGUGUCCGCGCCGAAGCUGAGUUCCAAGAUAUCCAAAGCAUUGCCGAGAUGGAGAAGACCGUUGUUCACGGCAACUCUUACUUGUCAAUGCUUUUUGGUUGGAAGUCCGGUGAUUUGCAUAUCGGUCGAAGGGUGCAGUUGGUCAUCUGGCUACAAAUCAUGCAGGAAUGGGUUGGUAUUGCCGGUGUUACUGUUUAUGCGCCGACCAUCUUUAGUAUCGCUGGCUUUGAUUCAAUGAAGAGUCAGUGGAUCAGUGGAUUGAAUAAUAUUUUCUACAUGUUCGCCACGCUCAUUUGCGUGUUCACUUUGGAUCGUAUCGGGCGACGCUGGACUUUGUACUGGGGCUCUGUCGUCCAGGGCAUUGCCAUGUUCCUGGCUGGAGGGUUCUCUCGCCUUGCCAUCAACGCCAAGGCUGAUGGCAAUAUGGGCUCAGCCUCGUCGUACGGUGCGGCAGCUGCCUCGAUGAUCUUCAUCUUCACCUCGACUUUCGGUGCUACCUGGUUGACCGUGCCUUGGCUGUACCCGGCCGAGAUCUUUCCUCUGGCAGUUCGCGCCCGGGGUAAUGCCUGGGGAGUCGUUGGCUGGAGUAUCGGAAAUGGAUGGCUGACCCUUCUCUGCCCCGUCAUGUUCGAUUCCAUUGGCGAAAAGACCCUCUACGUCUUCGCGGCCAGUAACGUGAUUACGAUCCCCAUGGUGUGGGCUCUAUACCCCGAGAGUAAUCAGCGCACCCUGGAAGACAUGGACCUCCUUUUCGCAGCCAAGACUCCUUGGACCUGGGAUGCGGAGAAGACCUUUGCUCGCCUCAAGGCUGAAAAUCCCGGUAUGGUGGACAUUACUAGCCGCAAGAACAGUGUGGUGGACCCCGAGACUGGGAAGGUGAUUUCUGUGGAUGCAUUGACAGCAGCUAAGCUUGAUAAUGCUACUGCUGCUGAGCAUGUGGAUCACCCUUGA
Penicillium subrubescens is the source of this 1698-nucleotide messenger RNA. RefSeq lists its product as uncharacterized. Gene Ontology annotation, cellular component: membrane. The record is from RefSeq and is a predicted model, not a curated record. Gene Ontology annotation, molecular function: carbohydrate:proton symporter activity. Lineage: Eukaryota; Fungi; Ascomycota; Eurotiomycetes; Eurotiales; Aspergillaceae. The coding region runs from base 1 to 1698 and encodes 565 amino acids. The transcript is spliced from 5 exons. Gene Ontology annotation, biological process: transmembrane transport; carbohydrate transport.